Branchiostoma floridae (Florida lancelet) is the source of this 2211-nucleotide messenger RNA. Its product is annotated as solute carrier family 10 member 6-like. The transcript has 4 exons. Gene Ontology annotation, cellular component: membrane. The coding region runs from base 315 to 1370 and encodes 351 amino acids. Gene Ontology annotation, molecular function: bile acid:sodium symporter activity. Gene Ontology annotation, biological process: bile acid and bile salt transport. NCBI's taxonomy places the organism in Eukaryota, Metazoa, Chordata, Leptocardii, Amphioxiformes, Branchiostomatidae. The record is from RefSeq and is a predicted model, not a curated record.
CGACCUAUCAUUACCUCAGCUGUAAGCGAACGUUGCUGUGGUGGGUUCUAUGGCUCUAGUUUGAGUCAAGGUUGUGACCCUAAAACACCGCUAGCGACUUAAAGCAACAGUGAUGGGCAACAGAACGUGAUUGUGACGUCAUGUGGAUUAACAGUUGCGCAACAACGAGGUGUUUCAUACAGCAGGUGGCUCCUGUUUCGUCCGAAGGCAACCGGAAGAAGAGAACUCAGGUCUUGUUGAAGGCAGCUUUAUUUUGACAGCCGGCGUUUUUUCAUUACUAAGAUUCUCUUAGUCUGUAGACUGUAUUCAACCAGAUGGCAUCUUUGAACCAGUCUCUAUCCAGUAUGGCUGCAGAAUCGACAGAUUCGCCGUUGUCUAACUUGACUCAGAAUUCCAGCGGUGUGGCGACGACGGCGAGCUCGCCAGGGUUGGACAUGGCCAUGAACGUGGUGUUCGGUACCCUGGCCGCCCUGAUCCUGGUCGCCAUGGGCUGUGCUGUCGACAUUGACGUGAUGAUUCAACACGUCAAACGGCCGUACGGGAUAGGAGUCGGCGUCAUGUCGCAGUUCGGGGUCAUGCCGCUAGUGGCGUUCUUGUUGUGUCUGGCCUUUAAGCUGGACCCAGCCCAUGCCAUGUCAGUGUUAGUGGUGGGGUGCUGUCCAGGCGGGAGUGUGUCUAACGUCCUGGCCUACCUCGUGGAUGGAGAUAUGAGCCUAAGUAUCUGCAUGACGACGGCGUCCACGGCGCUCGCCAUGGGCCUGAUGCCGCUGUGCCUGUGGUUGUACAGCCAGCCGUGGACCACGCCCGCCUUCGUCAUCCCGUACUGGAAGAUAGCCGUGACCUUGGUACUGAUAGUCGUUCCCGUGGGCCUCGGGGUCUUGCUCAAGUACAAGUCGCCGAAAGGGGCGCUGCUGUUUUUGAAGAUUGGCGGAUUCUUCGGCUUUUUCAUCUUGAUUGUUGCAGCGGUGCUUGGCGGAUUGACUUACAAGAACAUGUGGGUCGGUCCUCCGUCCAUCUUCAUCAUGGCCGUCGUCUUCCCGCUGAUUGGCUACGUGUUCGGUUACGUCAUCGCCUGGCUGUUCCGGAUGGACUCCAAGUGUCGGAAGACGGUCUGCAUCGAAACUGGGAACCAGAAUAUCGGGCUAGCUUUAUCCAUCCUGAAGCUGACGUUUCCCGCGGAAAUUACGGGUGAACUGUUGUUGUUUCCCCUGAUGUACGGGGUUUUUCAGGGCAUAGAGGCGGUCAUUAUCAUCACGACUUACCAGAUCUGGAAGAUCAAGUGUAGAAAGCCUGAAGAAAACGACGAAAAGGAGCCAGACUCGGACCCGACAACGUUACUGUUACAGAAACUCAUGAAACGUCCCAAUUAACUUAGUAGCAUAUUUAGUCUUUACGCACAUUUGUAAAUAACGUUAUCUUAUGAGCCUCAGAAAAAUGUGCCUCCGAUUACCUCAUCAACCCGAGCAAAAACCUGCCGACGCUAGUUCAAAAUCGUUUUUUCUUGUUGGACCGGUCCGGAAAAACCGAACCUGAAAAUAAAUCAGUUGACCGGAUGUGGGACCGAUUACAAAAUGAACAGACUAUACAGGCACUACAGUGGCAGACGUGCACAUGGUUUGAGGCUUAUUGGUCCAAGAAAAUAGCAAGAGCGAAGUAGAGGAGAGUUGAUAGCCAUUUUACGAAGUUUCUACUUGGUCUAACUUAUCAGAGGCAGUUAGCGUUGUUUACGUUAAGAUAGAAUACUCCACCAAAGAGAUUAGUAGUGUCAACGUUUGUCAGUGACUGCAGAUUGCAUUGCCCUAGUUGUAACUUAACUUAACUUAACUUAUAACCUUCUCAUAGUCAUAACGUAACUAAUCAUAAUUUAACUUAAUUUGUUAUAACUCAACUUGAAUUUGGAGUCAUCCUUAUCCCAAAGAGGAACAAUAUGUAACUCUGUACAAUAUGUAACUCUGUACAGUUUUGCACUCGUUCAAACGAUCUCUCUUCGAUCUGGUAUUAAUGAUGAAUAUGAUUAAUGACAUGAUCUGAUUUCUUGUGCCACCAAAUCUCAUAGGACAAAGAAAGUGGUUCAACUAAUAUACAAUUUCAUAAAUUAAGAUUUCUCUUGCAUUAUGUCUUUGUUGCUCGUGCCAUGAGAAGUGAGUUUAUGUACAUGACCAAAGAGGACGAUAAUGGGUACCGUACGGUAAUAGGUACCACUUCGUUACU